This is a messenger RNA of Didymella exigua CBS 183.55, 1005 nucleotides long. RefSeq lists its product as uncharacterized. The record is from RefSeq and is a predicted model, not a curated record. The transcript is spliced from 11 exons. The coding region runs from base 1 to 1005 and encodes 334 amino acids. NCBI's taxonomy places the organism in Eukaryota, Fungi, Ascomycota, Dothideomycetes, Pleosporales, Didymellaceae.
AUGGAUAAACCACAAGUAUCAAUUCCGCCCGCUGCGGAUGUGCUAGGUGUAAGGGAGCUCUUGACAAUCGACUACAGAAAUAACACUGACGUGCGCUUGCAACUUUAUAGACGAUUGGUACCGUGUAUGCAUCACCUUCCUUCUCUGUCAAGACCAGUGACUAACACUGCGACUUCUUCAGCUGUUGGUGUGUUCAGAUCAUUCCACAGUGGCGUGCCAUUUGGUGUCUACGCAAUUGUCCAGAACUUUAGCUUUGCCCUUCAAUUCCAACCUCAGGCCUUCGCGGCACUCACACUCAUCUCUUGGGGGCAGACACUCUACUAUCACAACAAGUGGAAGGCGUGGACUGCGACCGUCGCUACCAUCCUGCUCGCUACAAGCUUCGGUGUUAUGGAGGUGAUCCUCAUCUUCGCUCUCCAAGGACCUUAUGAUCGCGGUGUUAAGUGGCCAAUGAUGCUCAUGGCGAUCUCAGCGACCCUCAUUCAAAUCGCCGGGCUGAUACCGCCGUACUUCGAGCUUGCAAAGCGCAACGGCCGCGUCAUUGGAAUUGACUUCUGGUUCUUGCUCAUCGACUACGCUGGAGCGUUGUUCUCUCUGAUGGCGCUUGUCGCACAGCAAUGGUUCGACUCUCUUGGUGGCAGCCUGUACAUCGCAUGCAUGCUGUUAGAGACCGGCAUUGUCGCAUCUCAAGUGAUCUGGCUGUGGCGCGUUCGACACAUCCGCAAGGAAGCCAAGAAAGCAGGUAAGACCUACGACGAAUAUGUUGCCGAGAACCCUUCGAAGAGGAUCCCUCGAUCCGGGUCGUCAGAGACUGUCGUCGAUGUCGAAGCCGGUUACAAGUCGAAAAGCCACGAUGAUACGAGAGAGAAUACCAACACCAAACCAACGGAGAAGUCGGAGUCACAUACCGCCGUCAAAGGUUCUGCGGCCGGACCGCCAGCCGAGCAGCGUGGCCUCAAGCAAAAGUGGUGCGCUUUGGUGUUAAGGCCUAUUCCGGACACCUAG